CUACAACUCUGUUGGCCGAACCACGAGAGGGUGACUUCAACAUGUUUCAAACUAGCUUAUCAGCGGACGGAGGACAAACUCAAGUAGGCGCUGAGAUAAACGAUGAAGCAGUGAUGCAAGCGAUUCGAUUGAGUAGAAAGGCUGUGGAAACGAUCGAAUUAGAACAAGAACAAGCGAUGGGUUCUUCGGUUCACAGUCGCACCGAGAUGUCGGCACCAACACAGCUACUUCUCGAGAAGAUGACUUCCACAGAAACUACUCAAGAAACCGAAACAAGCACAG
This is a messenger RNA of Amoebophrya sp. A25, 282 nucleotides long. Lineage: Eukaryota; Dinophyceae; Syndiniales; Amoebophryaceae. The record is from the annotation of a GenBank genome assembly.